This is a messenger RNA of Mangifera indica (mango), 2471 nucleotides long. Its product is annotated as G-type lectin S-receptor-like serine/threonine-protein kinase At1g67520. Gene Ontology annotation, biological process: protein phosphorylation. Lineage: Eukaryota; Viridiplantae; Streptophyta; Magnoliopsida; Sapindales; Anacardiaceae. The record is from RefSeq and is a predicted model, not a curated record. Gene Ontology annotation, molecular function: protein serine/threonine kinase activity; ATP binding. The coding region runs from base 112 to 2388 and encodes 758 amino acids. The transcript has 9 exons.
UUUUAGCAAUACCUCGACAACUAAACAAUCUUUAUUCAAAAGAUACUGUGAACUCGUACCAUGAAGAAAUGAGAAUGGUACUCUGUUGAAGAAAGCAGCACAUAUCAAUCUAUGGCGAUGAGGGGAAGAAUAUUUCUCAUCCUUCUAAGUUUUUCAUUGUUCAUGCUCUUCCUGAAGCCGUCUUAUUCCAAGACAAUAUAUAAAUUACAACAAGGUCAACAGCUCAAAGAUGGGGAUGAACUGGCUUCAGCUUCUAGGAAAUUCAGAUUAGGAUUCUUUAGCCCUCUCAUGUCGAAAAUUCGAUAUUUAGGAAUAUGGUACUUUUCACCAAUUGGGAAGGAUGAUUUUUACUACCACAAAGCUGAUGGUUACUACCAAAGAAGCAAGCCUGUUUGGGUUGCUAACCGGGGCACCCCAAUCUUUGAUAAAUCUGGGAGACUUGCCAUAGAUAGCGCUGAUGGAAACUUGAAAAUUUUCAGCAAUGGCCGAAAUCCUGUUGCAGUAAGUUCCAUUCAAGGGCUGAGAAAUACAAGUGUUAUUCUACUGGAAUCCGGCAACUUUAUCCUCCAUGAAAGGAAUUCGGACGGAUCGAUAAGGCAAGUCCUCUGGCAAAGCUUUGAUUUCCAGACUGAUACACUUCUUCCUGGAAUGAAACUAGGAUUCAACUUGCAAACAAGGCAUGAAUGGUUUCUCCAAUCUUGGAUGGAUAUCAACUCUCCGGCUCCAGGGCCAUUUACUCUCCGAAUGGACCCGAAUGUCACAAACCGGUUGAUCAGCUGCAGGCAAACCAAUGAAGUCUACUGGACGAGUGAGCCCUGGCUAAAUAAUCAAUUCAAUUUCUCAGGUUCACGGGCGCUCAACAAGUACUAUAACUUCAGCUUCACGUCAAAUGAACGAGAAAACUUCUUCACUCAUUCAGCUGGUCAAGAUGCAAUGCAAAUCUUGAGAAUCAACCCAGAUGGUGAACUAACAAACGGCAGAGGGUUAUUUGUUUCUUAUACUAACUAUGGCGGAUGUCGGAAAGAGAAGCAGCGGGAAGGAAAAAAAUUGAAGAAGCCAAUAUGGUUGAUAAUUGCAAUAUUAGGAUCUCUAGCUGUUUUACUGCUGAUUAUUUUGGGUGUUUUCAGCUAUAAAUUGCGGAGAAAGGACAAGGGAAUAGAAAAGGAGCGGAUAGUUUCAUUUAUUUUUGCUUUGGGAGUGGCUUUAGUGCUGCCUUUUUUGUGCUACUUGUGGUACCUGAUGGUAAAAAAAAUCAAGGCAAGAGUGCAAAGUGUAAAUAACCGAAAGAAACUCUUACAAGAGCUAGCAAGUACUCUACCACACGCCUCUGAAUUUGGCAGACGAGGACGAAAAAGGAAGAAGGGCAUAGGCAGUUGUUUGAAGAUAUUUGAUUUUCAUACCAUUGAAGUUGCUACAAACAAUUUCUCUACUGAAAAUAAGCUUGGAGAGGGCGGUUUUGGCCCGGUUUAUAAGGGAAAAUUAGUGGAUGGUCAAGAAAUUGCAGUGAAGAGACUCUCAAGAAAAACAGAACAAGGAAUAAAGGAGUUCAAGAAUGAAGUUAAACUCAUUGCAAAGCUCCAGCAUACUAAUCUAGUGAAGCUUUUAGGAUGUUCUCUUCAUGAAGAAGAAAGAAUUUUAGUUUAUGAACUUAUGAUUAACAAAAGCCUGGACUUCUUUAUUUUUGAUUCUGAUAGAGCAAAACAAGUAAAUUGGAAGACACGUUUUAGCAUAAUCCAAGGGAUCGCACAAGGACUUCUUUAUCUUCAUAAAUAUUCGAGAUUAAAAGUUAUUCAUAGAGACUUAAAAGCCAACAACAUUUUGCUUGAUGAGCAGAUGAAUCCGAAAAUAUCUGAUUUUGGGAUGGCUAAAAUUUUCCAGAUGAAUGAACCAGAAUCAAACACAAACAGAAUAGUGGGAACACAUGGUUAUAUGUCUCCGGAGUAUCUCAUGAAUGGUAUUGUCUCGAUAAAACAUGAUGUUUACAGCUUUGGAGUCUUACUUCUGGAAAUUGUUAGCAGUAAGAAGAAUAAUGGUAUAUAUGAUCUAGAGCGUCCACUCAACCUUGUAGGUUAUGCCUGGCAGCUGUGGAAUGAGGGUAAAGCUUCACAGCUAAUUGACUCGGAAAUACUUGACGGACCGAGCUCUCCUGGUGAAAUCCUGAGAUGCAUUCAUGUCGGUCUUUUGUGUGUACAAGACCAAGCAAUAGAUAGACCCACAAUGAGCAAAGUUGUUUCCAUGCUUACAUAUGAAGCCAAGCCCUUUCCUGCCCCAAAACAACCAGCAUUUUUUAUCAAUGGUAGUUCUGCAGUACCUGAAGUUCCUGAGAGGUCGUCAAAAACUUUUUCCGUAAAUGAGGUCACAAUGUCAGUUAUGGAACCAAGAUCAUAGCUGUUGUAUAAUUAAUUAGCACAUCCUUGUAUAAAUAAAGUAAGACGUGUAUGUAUGGGUAAUGAAUUGUGGGUGCUCUGUUA